GACUUCCCCUGGGCUGAGCUGCGCAGCGGGGUUUUGGCCAAAUUGGGCGAGGGCACAAAAUAACCACUUACCCCUUCUCACCGAGGAAGAACGGGAGAAAGGGUAUGGCACAGUCACAAGGCUGGGUGAGGAGGUAUGCCAAGGCCUUCUUUAAGGGCUUUUUUGUGGCGGUGCCCGUGGCCGUGACUUUCCUGGACCGGGUGGCCUGUGUGGCAAGAGUGGAGGGAGCAUCAAUGCAGCCUUCUUUGAAUCCUGGGGGGAGUCAAUCAUCUGAUGUGGUGCUUUUGAACCACUGGAAAAUGAGGAAUUUUGAAGUACAACGUGGUGACAUUGUGUCAUUGGUGUCGCCUAAAAACCCAGAACAGAAGAUCAUUAAAAGAGUGAUUGCUCUUGAAGGAGAUAUUGUAAAAACCAUCGGCCACAAAAACCGGUAUGUCAAAGUUCCCCGGGGUCACAUCUGGGUUGAAGGUGAUCAUCAUGGACACAGUUUUGACAGUAAUUCUUUUGGGCCGGUUUCUCUAGGACUUCUACAUGCCCAUGCUACACACAUCCUGUGGCCUCCAGAGCGCUGGCAGAAAUUGGAAUCUGUUCUUCCUCCAGAGCGCUUGCCUGUUCAGAGAGAAGAGGAAUGAUGGCAUGGAGCUCCCUCAGCUGCUGGCAUUGGGAGGCCCCCACCACCCAUUGCAGAAGGGGUGGAGAGGAGGAGCCUUCAGAAGGGCAAAGCUUGUUUCAAAUGAAAUGAUCUGCAUUAUUAAAGAGUUUUAAAGUAUUACAUAGUAUUAAAUAGCAACUGAUUUUGUGUUUAAUUGUAAUACCCUAUUGUUUAAUGCCAAAAAAUUGCAGACCUUUGGGAAUAUGAAAAUUAAUGUUUGAUGAAAAUAAUUUAGUAAUGUCAUUUACUCUUAAGUGAGAACACGAAGAAACAUAGUGAUGGGAAUUAUAUUGCAAUUGACAGUAUAUACAAUGCAGGGACUCCUGGUUAAGAAGAACAGUACACUGUGAUGUAAAAAUAAAACAGUGAUUUCCUCAGG
Messenger RNA from Neomonachus schauinslandi (Hawaiian monk seal), 1031 nucleotides. It is a transcript of the gene IMMP2L, whose product is annotated as inner mitochondrial membrane peptidase subunit 2. Gene Ontology annotation, molecular function: serine-type endopeptidase activity. The coding region runs from base 105 to 632 and encodes 175 amino acids. The record is from RefSeq and is a predicted model, not a curated record. The transcript has 7 exons. NCBI's taxonomy places the organism in Eukaryota, Metazoa, Chordata, Mammalia, Carnivora, Phocidae. Gene Ontology annotation, cellular component: membrane; mitochondrial inner membrane peptidase complex. Gene Ontology annotation, biological process: mitochondrial respiratory chain complex assembly.